This is a messenger RNA of Triticum turgidum subsp. durum (durum wheat), 2181 nucleotides long. NCBI's taxonomy places the organism in Eukaryota, Viridiplantae, Streptophyta, Magnoliopsida, Poales, Poaceae. The record is from the annotation of a GenBank genome assembly.
AUGGAGCCAAAAAAUCUAACACUGACAUUAUUAGAAAAAAUUACGGAUAAUUUCUCCAAGGAGCGAUUACUUGGUCAUGGUGCAUAUGGAAAAGUUUACAAGGGUGUGCACGAUGGACGAGAGAUUGCUGUGAAGCUGCUCAAUAAUAACAUGCAAACAAUUGACGAUGAGCAAUUCAUCCACGAGUUUUCUAACCUUAUGAUGCUAAACCAUCCAAACACUAUACAGUUGGUUGGCUACUGCUAUGAAACACGACGUGAGCAUAUGGAAUUCAAGGGCAAAACUGUUUUUGGUGAAACAACAUAUAAAGCACUUUGCUUCGAGUAUAUGCCCAAGGGGAGCCUUCAAAGGCAUCUUUCUGAUGAAUGUAAUGGAUUCGAUUGGCAAACACGUUACAAAAUUAUCAAAGGGGCCUGUGAAGGUUUAAAAUACCUCCAUGAAGGAUUCGAAAAACCAUUUUACCACUUGGACCUAAAACCAGACAAUAUCCUUCUAGAUAAAAACAUGGUCCCUAAACUAGCGGAUUUUGGUUUGUCCAAGCUUUUUGGCGAAGAACAAACUAGGGUGACACAAAGUACUAUUGCAGGAACUGUUGGAUACAUGCCACCAGAAUACUUAUUUGGAAAUUUAGUCUCAAAUAAGUUAGACAUAUUCAGCUUGGGUGUUGUAAUGACCAAGAUAAUUGCAGGGCAUAAUGGCCACGAUGAGCUUCUUGAUCAAGUACAAGUAAAUUGGAGAAAAAGGUUGCAGACAACAUGGUGCUCUCCCGAGCCACUAGAAGCACAAUGUCAACAAGUGAAAAGAUGCAGUGAGAUUGCAUUGAGCUGCAUGGAGACGGAUAGGCACAAAAGGCCAAGUAUAGUGGAUAUCAUACAUGAACUUAACAAGACUGAAGCUUUUAUGGAGAAGAUUACUACUUACUAUGAACAAGAACCGUCACCACUACCUUCCAAUUCAAAUGUUGUUCAACCUGUAGCAUCAGCUGGACCUUCAAAUCCAUUCCCACCACCUGUCCCAACAGCAUCUUACAUUGGAUCUUCAACACCUCGCUGGCUUCCACCUCCAGUGACUAGUUCUGUCAUGCUGCCACCACCGACAUCGCCACCGCCAAGUGGUGGCCUGACGAAAUUCUUCCGCAUGUCCAUCCGGCGCAAGCCCAAGAUGAAAGUACAGACACAGACGGACACGCAAACGCUUGCACACCCAAAUGCUCACAAAUUCACUUACCAACAAUUGGUGGGUGCAACCCGUGACUUCGCAGACACGCGAAUGCUUGGAAAGGGUGCCUUUGGUGUUGUCUAUAAAGGUGCAGUGAUGGUGCAAGACAAAGAGGUGGACGUGGCUAUAAAAACGGCACUUGUUGUGUCAGAUGAAGCUAGGGCUGCCUUUAAGAACGAGGUUGAGAUUAUGAGCCCGCUGAACCAUUCCAACAUUAUACGUCUUGUGGGUUCGUGCGACGAAGAGGACAAUCUCUUGCUUGUUUACGAACUAGUGGAGGAUCGCAACCUUCAGGCUCGGCUUUAUGGCCAUGGUGCUCGUGUGGACGCAGAACUAACCGGUGUAAGGGCUCGGGGUUCAAGCCUUUAUCUAGAUUGGCGGAAAAGGUAUAACAUACUGCUUGGAAUAACCUGGGGUCUUGAAUACCUCCAUGCUAAAUGCUCUAAAUGUGUCCUGCAUAGGGACAUCAAGCCAGGCAAUGUGAUGCUGGAUAGGGACUCCAAUGCUAAACUGUGUGACUUCGGGCUGGUGACGCAACUCACCCACGCAAUAACCUCACGCUCAACGAACAACAUCAUUGGAACACAAGGCUACAUGGACCCAGCAUACCGGAACACCGGGAAGAUAACUAAGGAAUCUGAUGUGUACAGCUUCGGUGUGCUGUUGCUUGAGGUUGUAUGUGGAGAGGAGCCAGUCCUAAUUGACGGUGCUGGGAAAAACAGCCUCAUCGAGAAGGUCCGAGAAUGUGAGAAGAGAAAUGCAAUUCUCGAUGCAGCUGCCCAACAACUAAGGGGCGAGUUUGAUGAGGAAAUCAAAGCAGCACUAUCGAUCGGGCUCUGUUGUGUCGAAACAAGACGUGGUGACCGUCCAACAAUCCAAAUUGUGUUGGGCCGGUUAUUAAGCUUGACCGGCAAAUUAGCUUCCAAUAACCGCCAUCCAAACGCAGUGUGUGAUGAGGUGUGA